AUGGUGGACGUCGCACCUUAUCGCAUCUCAUCCGAGGCUUUACUAGCCAUAAAUACUUUCCUUGAUGAACUCUUAUAUUUUCUGGUGGAAUCCGCCAGGUCUCUUGAACUGGUGCGCAUAAAAAUGGCCAUCGGUCAAGUUUUACCCACCAGUUUAGGUAAAAACGCCGUCCAGGAAGCAGAACUGGAAUUAAAAACUUACGUGGAAAGUGGAAGUUACGACCGUACACAAGAAAGAACCAUAGAGAUAAAUCCUUUCCCCUUGCAGAAAGUCUUCGAACAGUUUCGCGUAAAAUGUAAAUUUUUUAGUACGUUGGGCGAACGUGGUAUCGAUGAUCGUGAUCCCGAUUCUAUACCCGACUUGUACGGGUCCGAGGGUAUCCACAUCGCACCAAGUUUGGCCAUAUACUUGACUGCCGUGUUGGAGUAUGUGGGAGAGUAUAUCAUUAUAUCAGUGGCUAAGGCAUCCGAGAGGCACGGCGUGGAAUUGGCAAAAGGAAGAGAGGUAUAUGUCGCGUUGAUUGAGGACGCACAAAUUUCCCCUUUGUUCCGGAGGACGAACCUAAAAUUGGAAUUGGAGGCACAACGCGUGGCGUCGCCGACGUCUCCAAUACCUUCCGCAUAUGCCACUUCUGGUUCUACGAAAUCGUUCCAUUUAGGUGGAACCUUUCCAGUUAAUAAAGACGGAGACAAUCUUCUGCGAUCACCAACCUCUCCGAUGUCGCUCGGUCCAACCAUGCGGGAAUUCUAUAACGGAACUCGUGAAGGAAAUGGUCUGGGCAAGGAUUCCGCUCCGUCUUCCCCAAUCAUAUCAGUCGGUGACGGUAAAAAUUUAGGUGUGCGCUCAACAAAAAGUAUGCAGAGCUUACAAAAUCGAAGAGAAAAGGAAAUGGAUAUUAGGAGUGUGUCUAGUGCGGAAGAAAGUGUAGAAAAAAUGAAGAGCUUUGAACAUUUGAUCUCCGGCAAUCAAACCAUGAAGGUUUCCUUGACCCCCAACCGAUUGAUCACGAUUGAGCCAAAGGGGAAAGAAGAGAGCUUAUACGAAUUCUUGAAGAACACUAGUCCGGAAACUGCUUUAAAUGAUCCUACGGGCAGAAUCAAGAAGAAGGAUUCAAAGGUGGACCUCUUCCAGAGAAGAGGAAGAGCGAUCGAUAAAUUAGAAAAGGUUUCCGAACGUUCGACCCCAAGCAGUCCACGCUAUACACCUCUUAUUCCUUCUGAAAAAUCAUCUCCUUCGUCACUGCAUAGCGCUACCGUCAUCCGAAAAUUGUCGACACGAUCGGGUGGUGGUGGUGAACCGAGCAAAUCUCAUUCCGCACCUCUUCCAUCUUCAAAACCAACAUCGCCUUCUCACCUCAACCCUUCCUUGCGUCACAGCAAGACCGUGGAUCAAAUUCAGUCUGCGUCUCAUCAGCACUUACAUGCAAGCAAGAGUACCGGUCAUCUACAGGAUGAUGGUAAAUCUAUUUCAAAAAAAGUGAGGUCGGCCAGGCCUGAACCAUUGAAUUUGGAUGAUGACGAUGACUUAUUCUAUCCGGAAGGGCAGAGAAGGCCGAAAAGAAAGCAUCAGGCUCAGGAUUUGAUUGAUUUCUUAAACACGACACCGCCCAGUGAGAUGACUGAAUUUCCAAGAUCGGUUAAGGAGGGCACUUCAAUUGAAUCCGGCAAGAAGAAAGAAAAGAAAUUCAAAAAAUUGCUCUUGAAAUUAAUGAAGUCGCCGCCUUCGAAUGAAAAUUCUACUUUGGAUCAUGGAAAUUCAUCCAAUUCGCCUGAUCUUUCAACCACCAAUUCUCGUGGAUCAAACUCAACGAGCGUUACUUCUGCUGGAAAGAUGCCACGUUACGUUAAAAUUCAAAUUCCUCAGAUGCCAACCAAAGAAGAAAACCGGGAGCAAAGUAUUUUUGAUCGAGUCGAGCAGGCGAGACACGCUCGUCACAUGUCCCGAGCAAGUUUAUCGGGAUCUACACGUAGCGUGCAAACACCAAAUCGGACGACAUUUUCGGUGAAUGAGGGGAUACAAAGUCCAACUUCAAAUGCCGGACCCGAGGUCACGAGUUGUGACAAUCGUGUGGGCAUUGAACAUUCUAUGCAAUCUCCAUCCAACAAAUCAAAUAAUGCUCAUUUUCCCCCUGUGACGGAACACACAUCAGUCAUCUCAUCAAAAUCAAAUGACAUUAACAUCACGCGAAACAACUAUAAGACCUCACCUGUUUCCGCAAAAAUUCCCGAUAAGUUCACCUCCCCGGUUUCCGCCAACGUGCCUAGCAGAAUUGUUUCACCGGUUUCCGCGACAGUGCCUGAUGAUAAGAUUGUCUCCCCUCCAGUCUCUACAGUGUUGCCCGAUAAUAUUUCACGGGAAGACAGGUCACAAACGCUGAUGCAAAAAGAACAAAACAAUCAGCAGCAACAACAUAAUGCUUCACCAAUUCCCAUCAAAGAUGAGUUGCAAUCGAACCCCUCUGAAUCGAUAAGGGCCCAAAAUGUCGAUAAGAUACCUCCAAAACAUAAAUCCACCUCCACAAAUCCUAUACCGACACCAUCCAUCACAAAGUCAUCAAUAAGCAAAAAACAAUCCAAGAAGUCCAAGGAAAUUGUCAGGAGACCUGACGGUUUUUUGAGAGACAUAAUCUCUGCGGAACUAAGAUGUAAGGAGGACGACAAAGUGCAACAACAGAUUAUUAUCGAAUACACCGAAGAAGAGGAAAGGGAGGAGGCUCUUGUUGUAGAAUGGUUGCUAGGCACCGGGCUCGCCUUCAAGAGCGCAAUGACUUAUGUGGAUAUUGUGCAAGUUUAUGAAGAGAAUCCCGACAUGCAAAACCAAGAUGAUGGUGAUGUGAUUGUAGCUCGGGAAGAUGAUGCUGAGGUUACCAAGGACCCUAUAUUGCAUAUCGUUGUUUAA
Acaulospora colombiana is the source of this 2898-nucleotide messenger RNA. Lineage: Eukaryota; Fungi; Glomeromycota; Glomeromycetes; Diversisporales; Acaulosporaceae. The record is from the annotation of a GenBank genome assembly.